CAGCAGCAGCAGCAGUAGACGGGAGCGCGGCCUGGGAGGAAGGAGUUCCAGUGUUACGGCCACGCCCACGGGAGAAAGUUUUGGUACAUACACUGUGUGCUGGUGCCACCCUUGCUGCACUCAGGAGCUGUCACUGGGACUGCUGGUCGGGGACGGGUGAGAGCACCAUGAUUGACGCCUUACAGUGUGCGGUUGCAGCCGGGCUGCUGCUGGUGACCGUCUCCCUGAUGUGGGUCACGCUAAGGAGGAGGAGAGACAGAGAACCUCCUUUGGAUAAUGGUUGGUUGCCUUUCUUUGGUUUUGCUUACCAGUUCAGUAAAAAUCCUUUAAGAUUCUUGAUCUCCCAACAAGAGAAACAUGGGGACAUAUUCACAAUCCGCCUUGCAGGCAGAUAUAUUACAUUUUUCAUGGAUCCAACCCAGUUCCAGUAUGUCAUUCGAAAUGGCAAGAAGCUCGACUUCCACGAGUUCUCUAAUGAAAUGGCAUCCAGGACGUUCGGCUACCCCCCUCUGUCAGAAGCGCAGCACCCACAACUCCGCGAUAAUAUGCACAAAAUAUAUAAAAUCAUGCAGGGUAAGCCUUUGGACAAACUCACUGACAGCAUGAUGAAAAGUCUCCAACAUGUAUUCAAAUGGAAAUUCUCACAAGCAACAGAUUGGAAAACAGAAAAAAUGUACCAGUUCUGCUGCUCCAUCAUGUUCGAAGCCAGUUUUAUGACACUCUAUGGAAGAGAUCCUGUUGCAGAUGGUCGCAAAGUUAUUAGUGAAAUGAGAGAAAAAUUUACAAAGUUUGAUGCCAAGUUCCCCUAUCUUGUCAUAAACAUACCGAUGGCGUUGCUAGGAGAUACCAAGAAUAUUCGUGCACAACUGAUAGACUUUUUCAUGCCUCAAAAGAUGGACACAUGGCUUGACCUGGCCGAGGUUAUCCAGGCUCGCAAAGAAAUCCUGGAACAGUACGACGUGCUACGGGAUUAUGACAAAGCAGCACAUCAUUUCGCCUUCCUUUGGGCCUCUGUGGGGAACACGAUUCCGGCAACAUUCUGGGCCAUGUACUACCUUGUGAGCCACCCAGAAGCACUUGCAGCAGUGCGUGACGAAAUUGACCAUUUGCUGCAGUCAACAGGUCAAAAGCAGGGAGCAGACUAUGACAUUCAUAUCACCAGAGAACAGUUGGACAACCUGGUUUUACUAGGUAGUGCCGUAAACGAGUCCCUGCGAUUGUGCUCUGCAUCUAUGAACAUCCGUGUGGUCCAAGUGGAUUUCCUUCUGGAGCUGGAGGAUGACCAGGCAGUGAGUCUGAGGAAAGGCGAUUUUGUAGCCCUCUAUCCUCCAGCUUUGCACAAAGACCCAGAGGUCUUCGAAAAUCCUGAGGAAUAUAAGUAUGACCGUUUUGUAGAAGAUGGAAAAGAGAAGACAACUUUCUAUAAAAAGGGCAAAAAAUUGAAAUAUUUUCUAAUGCCAUUUGGUUCCGGAAUCUCCAAAUGUCCUGGCCGUUUCUUUGCAGUGAAUGAAAUAAAACAGUUUCUCACUGCUCUUCUUGUGUAUGUGGAUAUGGAACUAGUGGAAAACAAAUCCGUUGGACAAGAUAACAGUCGUUCUGGACUCGGAAUCCUUUUGCCUGGUUCUGAUAUUGAAUUUCGUUUUAAGCCAAGAAAAUGUGAUUGAGUUUUGUCCUUUGGGGGAUGAAGGGGCAACCCUGAUUAAUUAAACUGGUGCAUGAUCAAAAACUUUAUUAACCAGUGCAAAUCAAUCCGUUAAAUUCUAAUUUAGGAGGUUUGCAAACAUUCUAUAAGGAAACAUUUACAUUGUUAUGGUAGCACAAAUAGUAGUAAUCGUUAUCAUUUUCUUCCAUAUGACUAGGAUAUAGCUUAGUCUCUUUAUGUAUAUUUUUUACAUUAUCACUUGAAACAUAAUUACACAUAAUUCUGCCACAUUUUGAAAUUGUUAGAAUUAUGGCAACAGUGCUUUUUAAAGUGACUAUAAAAUAUGUUUAUUUCUAAAUAAAAGAUCCUACAAAGGGUAUUUUGAAAAUGUAAAAAAUAAAAACAUAUACAUUUGAUUAGCCAUCAUUGCAUUUAUGUCAUAUGCCUUAAAAAAGGGCUCAAACUAAAUGCAAAUAAAAAUAUUGUACUUCGUCCCAUACCUGCUUCUGCCUGUGCACAAAUAGCAUAUGCCAGUGGUUAUCAAACUGUGUGCCAUGGCAAGGGUGUCUUGUAUUGGUGGUCCAAGACCAAUACAAAUUAUUUAUGGUCCAUGUAAUAAGAAAAACCAGUGCUGGUGAUUGUCAUUCAUAAAAUAUGUGGACAAACAAGCAAAUCUUGUCCCUCACCACACAAUUGAACAUAAGGAUGACCAAAAAAACACAAUUUACUUAAUUUUGUAUUUCUUUCUAAAUGUCUUAAUGAGAAACUUUUGGCCUAGGAGUGCCAUGAAACACAUUCUGAUACUCUAGGGCUCCGUAAUUCAAAAAAGUUUGGAAACCACUAGCAUAUGCAUUAAGUUUACAUCAUACAUACAUCAGCUACACUUACACCCAACCAGAUAAUAAACACAAGAAAAGGUUUGAUUUAAAUAAAACACCUCUAUGAUACGGGUGUGAUACAGUAUGCCGGCUGUUCCGAUGCCAGCGGACACAGGAUUGAACUCGCCAACCUGACUUUUAGAAUGCCAACAGGGGAUGGAGUACCCAUAGAGUAGGAAUUGAACCUGUGGUCGCCACCAAGCUCACAGUGUGGCGAGCGCAGCGAUCCCGCAAGGGACUUGCUGCACUCGCCACCCCCCGCCGGGAUCCCAGCAUCAGUAUGCUGACCGGCGGUCUCCUGACCACUGGUCACGCAUACCACACCCAACCCUAACAUGUCUGGGGUGGCGGCUAUGGCUAAAGACACGGGGUGCCGGCUAGGGCUAAUCCAAGGGGGUGGCAGCUAGGGCUAAAGACAGAGGGGGUGCCAUCUACGGCUAAUUCCCCCCCAUCAUUUGGUGCCCAACUCUAACAGCCCUUCCGGGCCCUAAUCCUCACCACAAUACUUAUCGUCAGGAUACCAUCGGUCGGGGGUUCCAGCACAAGGAUCACGAGUGGUGUAGAGACUCCGGCAUCAGUCACCUGACCACUGGCAUCCACAGCACAGGGAUGUUGAUCACAUACCUAUAGUACAGCAUGCAAAAUCUAUCUCCAAGUGUACAGAGUCGCAAGUGUCUGGUCUGCAUUUUUGUGGGCAUGCGUAGUAACAGAUGGAAUGAUCUUUAUGGGGUACACAUGAAAAAUUGAAUUCCUCACUGAUUUUGGAUAUAGUGACCCUACAUCUAAGGUCCAGGAUCUCUGCGGAUUCCUAAUCCUGGCAACAUCACUAUACAGUAUCCUCAUCCUCAACAAUGGCUGGCACCUUACACUAACAGCUCUCCGGUUUUCCAUCGUAAUACCCACCUCCUACAGAUGGGUCUGCAUCAGCUACAUUAGUAUAUUGAUAUUAUAUGUUUUUCUUUGAUUACAUGUGGAAAUACAUUUACUUGGACUGAUUUGGACUACUAAAUGACCGAUUUGGGAGUGUGGAACUCUAAUACCAUUCUAUGGACUCCUGUUUUUGAAUAUCCGUAUUUGGAACGCACAGUGAACUUCCGGAUCUUAGCGGUGGAACGCAUCACAACUUCCGCUUCCGUUCAAUGCCACUUCCGGUUGCGGACGUGCGUUCGGCUGUUUGGGGCAGAGAAAGCUGCUCACAUGGACAUUAUUGUGUCAUUAGAUCUAGGUAUAAAUACAUGCUCUUUUGCUGUACACCUUUAUGCUCCUGAGGAAGGACCAGAGCGUCCGAAACGCAUUGAGCAAUUGGUGUUCUCUUCUGACCGUGGGUGACCUGACGCUGGACUUCAUUUAUCCUUAUCUGGCUUUCAUGGUAUCCGAAACCACGAGCGGAGCCCCUGUACCAUCUGGGAGGGUAACUUUGGAAUACCAGUCACGCCAGCACCCCCUUCAUUUUUACCCUGAGUGGUGAUAUGCUUUUUUAAUCUGUAUAAAUUGUGAGUUUUCCUUGUAAAUAAAGUCUUGGUCCCCUAAAAAGUUGAUCUGCACCAUGAUCUGUUUCUGUUUGUCAAGUUAAAGAUUUUAACCACAGGAUCAAAGGUUGCACGGACAACAGGACCCUUACAACACAGGACUCAUUACACCUGGAAUUGAUAAGGAUAUUUCAUGUAAGGCCUAUUGGUAGUUGCGCCACUUCUCAAUUUUCUUUUAUAACUUCUAUUUUCUUGGAAUUUUUGUGAAGGUUCCUUAUUGCGUAGUUGACUGCAUUAUACCUAGCAGCGCAUUUAUUCAUUUACUGUUUUCUGCAUCAGCUACAGUCAAGGCUGACACAAAUGCGGAUUUCUUUAGGAAGUCUAGGAAAGAUCCUACAUCUUACACCAGAUCUAAAGAGACUCACUCCUAUUUAGAGUUUAUAUACCCUCAUGGAGCCCCAUUAUUUCUUACCAAUUGUCUUUUACUGAACUGGCAUUUAUAUACAUUUUCAGUUUUUCUAGUGUUUUAUUUGUGAACCUGUAGACAGGCUCUUUGUGACUGAAUGCAUUGUGAUUUCUAAUCUUAUACGAUUGUAUUCACAUGUACAGUCCCAGAUUUAUCAAACCUUGGAGAGUGAUAAAUUGCACGGUGAUAAAGUACUGACCAAUCAGCUCCUAACUGUCUUUUUUCAAACACAGCCUGUAGUAUAGCAGUUAGGAAUUGAUUGGCUGGUUCUUUAUCACCAUGCAAUUUAUCACUAUCCAAGGCUUGAUAAAUCUGGGUCAUAGUUUUUAAUAUGCUCAUUUAUUUUUAUGUUUAUUAUUUGAGAUAUAUUAAAUAGCUGCUAAAUUUUUACACUAUGGUCAAUUGAUGCAUUUAUUGUAUAAUACUUAGGUACUACUUACGGUUCAAUACAGUGCACCGUCUCUACUUUCUGCUGUUGUACUUUGUUUAUGGGUGACUUUACCGGAUCGACUGGCAACACAGUAUUCAUUCUGUUACUAUUACUACUAUUACCACCUACAUAUUGUUGUAUAUUGAGCCAUCUAUUGUACAUUUCUUCCCCUACACACUUGGAUUGUGCUCUGUGCAGCUCCCAGGGGGCACGCCUUCCAUUUGCAAUAACAGGCAGCACCCUAAUAAACACUUCAAGAGUUAUAGCAUUCUGGUAUCUUCUCACUAAGCUGCAAUUAUAUGAAAUAAAACAUACAUAAAAAAGGCAAAGUGUUCCUUUGAAGAAGCAUGUACAAAGAUGCAAAAGUUUAUGUCCACAAUGCAAAAUGCAUGCCCUAAUGUGUCUUGAUCACUAUGCGAAAUCUUAGAUUCAGCGCCACUUUUUAAUACAGGUUGAGUAUCCCUUACCCAAAAUGCUUGGGACCAGAGGUAUUUUGGAUAUCGGAUUUUUCCGUAUUUUGGAAUAAUUGCAUACCAUAAUGAGAUAUCAUGGCACAGAAUGCAUUUAUGUUUCAUAUACACCUUAUAAUCACACCCUGAAGGUAAUUUUAGCCAAUAUUUUUAAUAACUUUGUGCAUUAAACAGUGUGUGUGUAAAUUCACACAAUUCAUUUAUGUUUCAUAUACACCUUAUACACACAGCCUGAAGGUAAUUUUAGCCAAUAUUUUUAAUAACUUUGUGCAUUAAACAGUGUGUGUGUAAAUUCACACAAUUCAUUUAUGUUUCAUAUACACCUUAUACACACAGCCUGAAGGUCAUUUAAUACAAUAUUUUUAAUAAUUUUUAUGUAUUAAACAAAGUUUGUGUACAUUGAGCCAUCAGAAAACAAAGGUUUCACUAUCUCACUCUCACUCAAAAAAAUCCGUAUUUCGGAAUAUUCCAUAUUUCGGAAUAUUUGGAUAUGGGAUACUCAACCUGUAUAAGGAAGAGAUUAGGAAGUGUGGGUGCAUAUCGCCACCUGGUCUAGGGGUCCCAUACUGUACGUCCUGCAAGCAUUACAGUUAUCUACCUCCAGCCCAUCCUUUGCCAUAUUUCUUAAAUAAUUAUCAGAAAUAAGACACCAGUGCCAUAUUUUCAAAGAAUAUCAGAUUGUUGCUCAUGUGAAAAGUCUAUGUGGCAUAUUGCGCAUGCACCGACCCUGCUCCCUGCAAACACUUCAUGAACAUUUUGCUGGAUUAUGGUUAGAUAUGAAAAUGAGCAUGUGCAGAAAGUUUAUCUUUAAAUUCCUUACUACUUCCUAUUUAGCCCAUUCUAUUUAAAAAUAAACUUUGCCGAUUUUCUUUUAAAA
Pseudophryne corroboree (corroboree frog) is the source of this 6232-nucleotide messenger RNA. Its product is annotated as cytochrome P450 7B1. The coding region runs from base 168 to 1664 and encodes 498 amino acids. Gene Ontology annotation, molecular function: heme binding; oxysterol 7-alpha-hydroxylase activity; iron ion binding. The transcript has 6 exons. The record is from RefSeq and is a predicted model, not a curated record. NCBI's taxonomy places the organism in Eukaryota, Metazoa, Chordata, Amphibia, Anura, Myobatrachidae. Gene Ontology annotation, biological process: bile acid biosynthetic process; cholesterol homeostasis.